Molecule: messenger RNA, 684 nt
Organism: Hibiscus syriacus
Lineage: Eukaryota; Viridiplantae; Streptophyta; Magnoliopsida; Malvales; Malvaceae
Exons: 3
Coding region: 1-684 (227 amino acids)
Source: RefSeq, a predicted model, not a curated record
AUGGCGGGUCUGCAUCUUAAUUUGGCGAAGAGCAAGCUACUGGGAAUUAAUAUGGAAGAGGAAGAUUUAAUAGAUUGGGCAUCACAAAUUGGCUGUUCAGUAUGUUCUUUUCUAACAGAAUAUUUGGGACUUCCAUUGGGAGCUAAGAAAAACUCGGAGACUUUAUGGGAUCCAGUUUUUCGAAAUCUAAGUGCCAAGCUUGCUGGAAUGCCUAACAAAAUCGGUAAGAAGUUAAAUUCGUUAAUGGCUAAUUUCUUAUGGGGUGAUAAAGAGGGAAAGAGGAGAAUCCAUUGGGUAAACUGGAGCACGGUUUGUAAGCCUCUUAAUUAUGGUGGUCUUGGUGUUCUAGAUUUGAAUCUCACCAAUCGGGCACUUCUGGGAAAGUGGGUGUGGAAAUUUGCCAAUGAUAAGAGCUCCCUAUGGAAAUGUGUGUUGAGCAGCAAACACAAGGAAGGAAUUAGUCUGAGAUCAAAUUCGAAACUGAUAGUGGGAAAUGGAGAAUCCAUCUUUUUUUGGAAUGAUAUUUGGGCCGAUGAGAGUCCUCUCAAAUUUCUUUUUCCUAGAAUUUUUGUUCUCUCUCCUAAUAAAGAGGGGAAGAUUGCAGAGUUUGGUAGUUUUGAAUCAAGCGGUUGGGUGUGGAAUGUUCAAACUAGAAGGAGCUUAAGUGAUUGGGAGCUGGCUUAA